Caenorhabditis bovis is the source of this 1101-nucleotide messenger RNA. Lineage: Eukaryota; Metazoa; Nematoda; Chromadorea; Rhabditida; Rhabditidae. The record is from the annotation of a GenBank genome assembly.
AUGGUACGCGUUCGCAGAGUGGUCCCUAAAGACUGGGCUCGAUAUUCACCCAUAGGAAAUGUUAUUCCUCGUACCCGAUUUAUUGUUUUCAAAACUCCUCUUAAUGAUAAGUUAGCUUGUCAGUUACCGAAAGAAAAACGGUUCAACGUGAAUGAUCUUUUCAUGCAGUUAAACAUGCGUGGUCAACGUCUAGGACUUGUAGUUGAUUUGACUGAUACGGAUCGUUACUAUGACAAGAAUGACAUAAUUGGAUUAGGCGUGCAGUACGAGAAAAUCAAUUGUCCAGGAAGAGGAUUUAUCGAGCGAGAUGAAUGCAUCGAAUCAUUUCAUCAGGCAAUUCAAAAUUAUUCCGACAAUUGCGACGAUCAAGAUGCUUUAAUCGGCGUUCAUUGUACACACGGUAUUAACCGAAGCGGCUAUUUAAUUUGUCGGUUUUUAAUUGAACGGCUAGGAUGGAGUUCACAUGAAGCUUUAGAUGCAUUUGAGCAUGCUCGCGGAUAUCCAAUCGAAAAAGGAGCAUACGUGAUGGCUUUACACAAAGCGGCGAAAGAUGUUCGAAAUAGGAGGGUCGAGUCCGAUUCGGAUUCUGAAGGUCGGCGAAAGAAGUCGCGAAAAAAUAAAAGAAAACAUCGAGAGGAAGAGAAUGGUCACAUCAAUAUUAUCAAUGCGUUUUUGGGAGAGCUUGGACAGCAAGUUGCUAGCGUUUCUGGCGCGUUUGAAAAUUCACCGAUUAGUAAUGGAUAUGGAACUCCUGACGAUCAAAAUCCCCAACCCCAACAGCCUCAUUGGGGAUACGCGGUUAAAAAGUCCAAAUAUCAGUCACUCAACCAACCGAACAAUAAUGGAACUCCUGUGGAAAGUAGCCCAUUUGUCGAAGACGAGGAGCAAUAUGACGAUGGUGAAGACGACGGACAAGAUGUUCAAGAUGGUGAAGUCCAGGUCGCAGCGGAUGGUUCAGCUCCUUCGGCCUCGUCAAAACGAAGGGCGCGUCGUCAUAGAAUGCAAAAAAUGCUCGCUGUAAUGAAACGCGGAAACUUUCACGAAAUUCAAGCGAUGCAAGAAGAAGUCGCAACAAAUCAUGGAGCUGCUGCGACACUUUAA